AUGGGUUCAAUUCAAGCCAACCCAGCAAGUGAGUCCUUUGAAGCUCAAGCUCACUUGUAUAAACACAUUUUCAGCCACAUUAAUGGUGCAGUUCUUAAGUGUGCUGUUCAGCUAAGAAUUCCAGACAUAAUCCACAGCCAUGGCCAACCCCUUACUAUUCCUCAAUUAGCCUCCAAACUUGAAGUUCAUCCAACCAAAACUGCCUCUAUUGAGAGGCUUGUUCGCUUACUGGUGCACAAUGGUUUCUUAGCACAAACCAAGGUGAACGAGGAGGAAGAAGAAGAAAAAAAGGCAUAUUCUCUCACUCCAUCUUCUAAACUACUCGUCAAUGAUUGCAAGUCAAUCUUCGACGGACUUGAAACCCUGGUUGAUGUAGGAGGUGGAAUAGGAACCACUUGUAGGAUAAUCUCUGAGAGAUAUCCAAAUUUGAAAUGCAUAGUGUUUGAUCUUCCGCAAGUUGUUGAAAACUCUUCAGGAAGCCACAACUUGAGCUAUGUUAGUGGCAGCAUGUUUGAAUCCAUCCCUUCUGCUGAUGCUAUUUUGUUAAAGUGGAUAUUACACAACUGGGAUGAUGAAAGCUCCAUAAAGAUACUGAACAAAUGUAAGGAGGCAAUUUCAAAGAAAGAUGAAGAAGGAGGAAAAGUGAUAAUCAUUGAUGCAGUGAUAAAGGAAAAGGAAGAUGAGAAUGACAUGACACAAGUGAAACUCUUGUUUGACAUUUUGAUGAUGAGUACUCUCAAUGGAAAAGAGAGAACUGAGAAAGAAUGGAACAAACUUCUGGUCUCUGCGGGCUUCAAACACCACAAGAUUACUCCUCUUUUUGGUUUUAGGUCAAUCAUUGAGGCUUAUCCUUAA
Molecule: messenger RNA, 855 nt
Organism: Neltuma alba
Lineage: Eukaryota; Viridiplantae; Streptophyta; Magnoliopsida; Fabales; Fabaceae
Product: (+)-6a-hydroxymaackiain 3-O-methyltransferase 2-like
Exons: 3
Coding region: 1-855 (284 amino acids)
Molecular function (GO): protein dimerization activity; O-methyltransferase activity
Source: RefSeq, a predicted model, not a curated record